Lactuca saligna is the source of this 358-nucleotide messenger RNA. NCBI's taxonomy places the organism in Eukaryota, Viridiplantae, Streptophyta, Magnoliopsida, Asterales, Asteraceae. The record is from the annotation of a GenBank genome assembly.
CAACAUUUGGAUUUCUAAUACGUUUUUUUAUUGAAUGUAAUUUGAGAGUUUUUUCAGCAGUUUAAUAGAUUUAGAAAGAAUGAGUGAAGAUCUGCAAAGCACAACAAAUUUUUUACCAGGUGAUGUUGAUGAGGAAUCUAGUGAAUUUAACAUAAACAAUGGCGAUAUAUAUGUUGAAGAUGUAUUUUUCAAAGAUAUUAUUGAAGAUGAUGAACAACUUUCUUCAACAUCACAGUUAAAUAAUAAUGAAGAAUCAAAACAUUUUGAAUCAGAAGAUGAAGAUGAAUUAAGCUGCAUAGAAGUAAAAUCUCCUUGUGAUACCAAAACAAUUGAAUGGAUCCCAAGAGUUGAUGAAUAA